GUGCAGAGCUCGGAUGAGGCUGGUCGCCAUCUUUACUCGAUCCCAGCGCUCGGCUGCCGGUGGGGCGGAACACCACUCAUCGACCCAGUUGAUUUCUAGGAACCGCCGACAGACCUGGCUCACCACCGCCGUGUGUUUCACCGAAGAUUUGCCUCUUUAACUAGCACGCCACUCUACCUGCACCUCGACACACAAUGGGAGAGCGAGAGGACCUAGUUUACCAGGCAAAACUCGCCGAGCAGGCAGAGAGAUAUGACGAGAUGGUGGAGUCUAUGAAGAGUGUGGCAGGCAUGGACGUGGAGCUCACAGUGGAGGAGAGGAACCUACUAUCAGUGGCCUACAAGAAUGUGAUCGGAGCUCGGAGAGCAUCCUGGAGGAUAAUCAGCAGUAUCGAACAGAGGGAAGAGAGCAAGGCCGGAGAAGAAAAACUGAAGAUGAUCCGGGAAUACAGGCAAAAUGUUGAGAAGGAGCUGAAGUCAAUCUGUGGUGACAUUCUGGAUGCACUGGAAAGGCACUUACUCCCAUCUGCUGUCAUGGGGGAGUCUAAGGUCUUCUACAACAAAAUGAAGGGUGACUACCACAGGUACCUGGCAGAGUUCGCCACUGGCAACAACAGAAAGGAGGCAGCAGAGAACAGCCUGGUGGCCUACAAAACCGCUACUGAUCUAGCCAUGUUGGAGCUGCCACCCACACACCCCAUCCGCCUCGGCCUUGCCCUCAACUUCUCCGUCUUCUACUACGAGAUCCUAAACUCUCCCGACCGCGCCUGCAGGUUGGCAAAGGCUGCGUUUGAUGACGCCAUCACAGAACUGGACACACUGAAUGAAGACAGCUACAAGGACUCCACACUUAUCAUGCAGUUGUUACGUGACAACCUGACACUAUGGACUUCAGAUAUGCAGGGAGAGGGCGAAGAACAAAAAGAGCAACUGCAAGACGUCGACGAUGAGGCCCAGUGAGACUAUGCCACCAACAGCCAACAACUUGAGACCCUCUCCCCACCUCCUCACACUCCUCAUCCCUCCACCUGCGGCCUCCUCCAUCCUCCCCUCCCUCCUCCCUCUCAAGUCACCUUCCUCCUCCUCCUCCUCCUCUCCCCUCCUUUUCCUUUCUUCCACCUCUGCAGCUCCGUGACCCAGCAGGGCCGAGGAGUUAACAAGUUUAUUUUUCUCUUCUUUUUUUAUUUUUAUAUUAGCCCUUACAUCAUUCAAGUAAAUAGCACUUAAUUGAGACAGGAAAUACAAUGUUAGAAAGGCAAAGAUAAAGAGUACCCGGGUUGUUUUUGUUUUUUCGUCCUGGUACAAACAGUUCUGAAAUGUUAUCUUUGUUUUCAUUAUUGUAUUUUUGUUUUGGUUUUUUUUUUGCUUUUUUCCUCAAUAUUUUUAUCAGUUGCUGGAUGUAUUGAGAAUUUUUUUUUCUUAAUGUAAUUACAGAAAUUAACUUUUAUUACUGAACAUGUUGACUUUUAGUUAUGGGAGCUAUUUUAUCUCUGUUUUUAGUGAAAUGUCAUGCGAAUCAUUUUACCUGGGCAAUUUGGAGAAAACUACAAGUGCCCUUUUUGUUAACUUAGGUUUUCAGAGGAAGUUGGCAAAUUUCGGGAUAUCCACGUGAGGCAAAGAAGUGCUUAACUUUUACACCAUAGUGAUUCUGUUGUCAUGUUUUCGUAGUUGUCCUUGGACUGUACUUUGUGCUGAAAUACUGUAUCUGUGCACACAUGCUGAGUCGCUGAAGGUUGACUUAUUGUUAGCUGGUGUUUGAACGAAAAACAAAACUUGGGAGAUUUCACACUUGUGUAAAAGACGAGUCUCAAUUUGGCCGCGCUCCUCGACAGAGAGCCCUAAAAUCAUGAUAGUCAAGCUUGCAUGAGUUAACACAUUUCUUUUCUGCUGCUUUUCCCCCCUUCUGUUCACUAAAGCUGCUCUGGGUUCAGAGGUUUUCUUUCUUUGCUGUUUUCUUUGUUUCUCUUCUUGUUUUGCUUCAUUAUGUGUAACUUGGAGCUGAUUUGUACUACUGGAUAUCUGACUGGAGCCACAGACAGGGAAUCUGUAUUGUUCUUACUGAAACACAGCAUGGAAUUAACAUUAAAGAAUCUAAAUUAAACAUUA
Messenger RNA from Plectropomus leopardus (leopard coralgrouper), 2105 nucleotides. It is a transcript of the gene ywhae1, whose product is annotated as tyrosine 3-monooxygenase/tryptophan 5-monooxygenase activation protein, epsilon polypeptide 1. NCBI's taxonomy places the organism in Eukaryota, Metazoa, Chordata, Actinopteri, Perciformes, Serranidae. The record is from RefSeq and is a predicted model, not a curated record.